Molecule: messenger RNA, 4776 nt
Organism: Dichotomopilus funicola
Lineage: Eukaryota; Fungi; Ascomycota; Sordariomycetes; Sordariales; Chaetomiaceae
Exons: 1
Coding region: 1-4776 (1591 amino acids)
Source: RefSeq, a predicted model, not a curated record
AUGGCGUCUCGGAGGGCUGGGCCCCAGCCGGCAUUUGGAUGGUCAGGUAUUGCACGGCCCAAGGGCUCGCGGGUGGGCACAGAGCCCCCGAGGGAAGAGGCCAGGCAGAGAACCGGAUGGACAACCAACAAGACGACGGAGCUAGGCCGCCAACCCCCGAAAACGAUACCGCAACCCAGUCUUCUAUCAAGUCGUCUGCCCCAGGCCGCACCACCUCGUCGGCCAUCUGAAAGCCAGCCGGAGCCACCGCAUCUUGCUCAACACUCGCGAACAAAAAGUUCCCAUACUCACCCCAACGCGGUGCUUAGAGCGGAUCCACAAGGGUGGCCGUCGUCCUCGUCGGCCACCCAGGGGCUUGCAGCUCCCGGUUUGAAACCGCAGAACAUUCUCAGGCGUAAGCGCUCCGGGCUAUCUCAGGACACAACGGGGCACCCUAACGAGCUGAGGAACGACUCGACCGGAACAUCCUCCUCCGACUCUUAUCCCCGUUGCCAAACGCCCCUGGACCCCCUGACCCUCGACCGCGAACUGACCCAAAGUCCUAUGGAGAUUCGGCUUGCCCAGCAGGUCGAGAUUCCCAUGACCAAGGCGCACACUGUGACGAUAUAUCCCGAGCUGGACCGGUAUCGGGAGGUUAAACCCCCUCCUCGCGCCGACAGCCCGGGCUCUAGCCUGCCACACCGCAUUGCUACUAAUGAUCUUCCCCCUCCAACGCCGCUUUUUUCGGGCACGAGCAGUCAGCUCAGCGCAUUCAGUGGGAGCCCGUCUACCAGGUGGUCGGAAUCACCGGGCCCAGGGCCCUACAGCCGAGACACUACCCCUACUUCCAUGUCAUCGCAAUCCCCAGGACUUGUCGCCCCAAUUCGGAUACCCCCACCCGGGUCGCGGCCACGACAAGGAGACCAGCACUUGACCAGGCCGCCUGUGACCAGGAGGAGAGCGGGUAGUAUCUCUGAUGAACCAAGUUUGAUGACUGUUGAUCCGCAGGGGCUCGCCGCUGUCAGGGAGUUGUCGACCUCGUCGUCCUCAAAUUCGACGGUCCGCGCUGGUGUCAACGCAAGGGAGAAAAAGAGCAAAAAGGGCCUGUCACAUCGCCCACCGAGUCCACCGCCUCGGACAUCCUCCCAGCGGCCGAGGGAGAAUCAAGAUGAUGAAGAAUCGCCAACUAGGCCACCACGCAAAGCUUCUCAUGCACAGGCAACAACAUACCAGCCCCCCACGACGACGAAAUUGACCUCCUUCUCCCGUCCUCGGCCCGUACAGCUUGCACCACCGACUUCUCCUACCCGUCCGGCGGCGCCUCGGAGGCCGAGCCGCGAUGGCACCGCAGACCUCCAACCUCAAGUUGGGCAAUCCAUCCCUGUGGUGCACAGCAAUCUCUCCUCAACUUCUCUCUCCGAGCGACGACAAAGCGGCCUUUUGGCCCCCGGGCCCGUAAUCCGGCCUGGCGCCUUAGCCAAACCCACAGAGCGGCCAGGUUAUCUACCGCGACGGGCCCCAUCUCGGGAGCCCACACCAACCCCUGAGCCGGUCACAUCUCGUGGGGUGUCAGGGCCUCCGAAGCAAGAGCCGGUGAGGCCGGGCCGCACGCCAAGCCCCAGCGUGUCGACGUUCAAGACUCGUUUCCCUCUAUUCGGCCGACGGACAAAAACGGUCCCUGAGCCCACUCAGCAGGACAAGAAGGAUAAGGCGGGCAGGAAAGGACCGGCCGCGGGAACGGGCCACGAGGGCUAUGGAAAGCUUGGUUCCGUUCGCCGAAGAAGCAACAGCGUGACCAGCACGAACCGGGUCAUCCCAGGAACCAUGUCUUCGCAAGAGAGCUUGGGUGCGACAUCCCAAGACUCGUUCUUGCGAGAGAGGAUGGCCCCGGUCGUCAUCGCGGGUGGUGAAAUCAUCGAGAACAGGAACAAUGGAUUGGAGUUAAGCCGUGUCGAGAGCAACCAAAGCUCAACGUUCCGGCGGCCCAGUAUCGACUCCCGCGACGGCUCUCAAGUAUCGCACUCGUCCCGCGGAGCACCCCGCAAGACCCUGUGGCCGUCACCUUUGCUACGGGACCAUUCCCAAACACCCUCCAUCAGCAGCAGGCGGCCAUCCGAGAGCAGCGACUCUGAAGCCGUCGCUCGGCCCCCGACGUUAGCUCAGAGGAGAUCAGUGCAGAGGCUGAAAUUUGGCGAACAGGAACCGCCGAGGUUGCCGAAGCCGAUCGUUACACACCCUCACCCCAUGUCUCCUUCGAUGACCAGCCUGGAUACCAGCCUCAUGUCGGACGACUCCGUCUUUGACCCCUCUGCAGGCCCUAUUGUGGUAGCCCGGGAGCCACGGACCACCGCGCCAGGCCCAAAGAAGCUGACCAAGCGAGCCCGGUCUCCCCGCAAGUGGAACUUGUUCGGCCGCUCGCACCACCACGCAGCCCCUGAGAAGCGACCGGAUACCGCCCAGACGGUGGCCGCCACUGUCCAGGUACAAAACGCACCCAGCAAGCCCGUGGCCUUUUACACGAUGAUGGACUCAUCGGAACAGGACGAUUCGGAGCCGGUUGACCUAGAUGAGGUACUUCGUGAGGCCAGGGGAAUUGCCAUCACCACCCCGGAGGUACCUCAAAUGGAGGAAAAGGACACAAUGGAGGAUCGGGAGGCUAGUCGGAGGAUAUCCGUGGGCGUCCAGCCGCUGAUGGGCGACGCCAUACUCCAGUCGCCAGAACCUGAACAGCCGGCGGCUCCCAAGCGUUUUUCCGUGAACCCCCCGGCCUCACUAUCUGCACAACAACAGCAACAGCAGCAGCAGCAGCAGCAGCAACAGACCCGCCCAGGCCUCCGCCGUCCGAGCAGGCUCCCACAAGUCGGCCGUAUUCCCAAGGUUGUCAGUGCCCGAGCCGAACAAACCUCACCGAAGAGCUUCUCGCGGCCAUUUCACCGGCUCAGCGCCCAGAUUGUGCCACCUGUCAAGUUCGAGCCGCAAGACGAGUCGUCCGUGGCCAAAGGACCCAGUCCCCCCAAGCCUUCUACGCCAGAACCUGUUGAUGGGGAACCAGUGCCGCCGAAUGAGGAGGAAUCCAACUUCUCAGCUUUGAUCUAUGGUGUACCGAGGCUGCUCCCGCCAUCUUCCAGCCCACACGAGCAGGAGUUCCUCUCCUUCUCACCUCGCAAGAACUCGCAGUGCACCACAACCUCGUCGAGCAGCUCGGGUGGGCUUUUGUGCUACGCGGAUGCCACUGCUGUCGUGCCUUUACCCACCGCUCCGCUCGCCGAGGACGAGAUCUGGGACGAGUACAACGACCUCCUCGGCGAAGACACCAUCAGGGUGUCGACGAUCCAAGGCCCUUCCUGGCCAAAGCCGUUACGCGUCGAUGCGCCUGCGAGCCGAAAAUGGACUGAACCGGCACUAGAGUCACCAACGCUCAGCCCUCCACCCUUGCCGAGUCUUGUACAGGCGCUGCGUGCAGGGAUGGACCACAACUCGAUCAGCGUCCGUGGCUCCGAUAUCGCGAUAGAAGUCAAGCGGAUGCUUGAUUAUGAGCCGACGCCGGUCAGCUCCCUCGUCAUGCCCGAUACACCCUACAGCCAAGACCACGAGGUCGACUUCCAAGAAGCAGAAGACGCAGAAGAAGCAAAGAAGUCGACGGAAGAGACACGAGAGCGAGAGACACUCCCUUCCGGGCAGCGAGACAGCUAUUCCUCUGCCAACCAAAUCCGACGGUCCCACGCUAGCGGCAGCACCCAAGGUUCAGACGACAACUCGCCGCUAUCCCAGGUCAAUCUACGCGUGGGUUCCAUGACGGUCAGCAAGUGGCUAACGUUUGGCCACGUUCUCUUCAGUCCCGUCCGUGACGAGCUGAUUGCGGAAGUCGGGUCGCUCAAACGGCCCUCGAUCCUCGUGGUCGAUGGCCUGGGCAACGAUGACUGGUCCUUUUAUGCGGCCGAGACAUACCCGGCUGCUACGUUCUUCAACCUCUCCCCACGCUCUCCGCUCCCGGCCGAGCGCCGCAGCGAGUCUUCCUUCCCCCUCACGCCGCCCAACCAUCACCAGGUCCAGUAUCUCUCUCCCACCGCCAAGUUCCCCUUUGGAGCGCAAAGCUUUACCGCGGUCGUCUUCCGCUUCCCCGCCGCCGGGCCCGAGAACCACUACCGCAACAUCAUCUCGGAGGCGCGCCGGGUGCUCAAGCCGGGCGGCUACCUAGAGCUGUCGAUUCUCGAUGUGGACCUGAACAACAUGGGCAAUCGGUGUCGCCGCAACGUCCGCCGGCUCAAGGAGCGGAUCCACGCCAACGCCCCCGACACCAGCCUCGGGUCGACCUCCGAUCUCAUUCUCCGCUUGAUCGGCCGGAGGGGCUUCACCGAUGUCAAGACUUGUCGGGUUGGCGUGCCCGUCGCAAGUACCGUGGCCCGGCUCUCGGUCAGCAGCGAGACAAACACGGUUAGGAAGAGGAGCUCUGUUACCGGCAGCGGUAGUGGCAGCGGAAGUAGCGGGUCUCUAGGCGGCGGCCUAACCAGCAAGACUAGGCAAACGAAAGACGAGCGCAGCCUGCCGGAGAUGAUCAACGACGAAAGCCCGGUCGCCGACGAGAGUAUCGCGCAGUCGGUGGCUCGGGUCGGCCGGUGGUGGUACAGCCGUUGCUAUGAGAGUGCUGCCGCGCCUGAGGCUGGUCCGUCGUCCCGGGGCAGCAUUUGGCGGGACAAGGCUCUGCUUGCUGAGUGUCAGGAUUGGGGGACGAGUCUGAAGUUGAUGGUGUGCCAUGCACGUGUGCCGGAUGGGCGAGCGCGGGUGGCGAGUAUUUGA